AUGCUGUCGGCCGGAAAGAUGAAAUUCGACCUUAUUCUGGCGAACGUCAACUCGCCGGACCUCCACGGCUUCAAGCUCCUGCAGCAGGCCAUCGCCAUGGAUAUACCGCUCAUUCUGACAGGGGUCGAGGACAAUGGUUUCCUCGCGAUGCGCGGCAUAGAAAACGGGGCGUAUUUGUACCUUCGGAAGCCGAUAACAAAAGAGGUGGCCAUUUGCUUGUGGCAAUACGUGACGAAGGAGAAGAUACGGUUGGUUAGGGAGAAAGAGAGGGCAUUGGCGGGUCCCGGCUGCAAUGCUGCCCGAGGAGGGGUUGAGAUUCGGGAGCCGGGGCAGCCUGGGCAUGGAAAUUCCGGCGACGUGGCCGAGAUGAAUAAGGGGAAGUCUAAGAGGAAUGCUCGAAAAAGUGGUCGUGAUGGUGAUGGUGAUGAUGAUGAGGAAGAAGAUUGUGAGUUGUUUGGAUACCGUGGGGCGUUUAGCGGGAAUGUCAAGAGGAAGGUUUGCACGGAGUGGACUCAGGAGCUUCAUGAUAAGUUUGUGCAAGCUGUCGAAGAGCUCGGGGAAGGAAGGUGCUUCCCGAAGGAAAUUCUGGAUUUGAUGGACGUGCCGGGGCUGACGAGAAUGCAAGUGGCGAGCCACCUUCAGAAAUGUCGCAAUCAUAACUGGCGUGCCCCCGAGGAGCGCAGGUCCAACUCUGGAUCCCAGAACCCGACGGUCGACCCGACCCCCAGCAAGCCGAGGCGUUUUGGGUCCAUGCCCAAGAUUGCCGCCAAGACGAAGGCGGCGGCUUCGGCCUCCAAGGAGACGAGCCGUGGAGGAGGCACCACAACCCCGACUGCAGGGGAAGGCUCCAAGACUCCACCUGGAGGUUCCGACACGGAGGUCCAAAAUGGAGGUGGGGCCCACAAUGUGGAGGUUGCGCCUAUAACCGUGCCAGUUCCUGGCAGGAACACCAAUGAUUUUCCUCCCUAUCAUCCAGUUUUUGUGCCGAUAGGUCCUUUGCCCGGGAAUGUUGUCCCGCCUGCUGCUGCUACUGCUGCCGGUUCUUACCCGGUGAACAACCCGAGGAAUGUAUCGGAGGACUUUUUAUAUAACUUCAAUGAGAUGGACUACACCGGCCUGUCAUCGCAGGUGGUGGCUGCUGCGGCGGCAGCUGCCGGAAUGUUGGGUGGCAACAUUGCUAGCUCGAGCGGUGGCAGUAGCAGGUUUCAGUUUGAGGCGAUCUACCGUCAUCAUCUGGACCAGAAUGGUGGGGGCUCAAGCGCGGAUGGAAGGAGGCAGAGGAACCCGGGUGAGGCGUCUGCAAACUAUGGAAGCGACCAGGAUUCAGAGAUGACGCGCAGUGAUCCGUGA
Messenger RNA from Striga hermonthica, 1350 nucleotides. The record is from the annotation of a GenBank genome assembly. Lineage: Eukaryota; Viridiplantae; Streptophyta; Magnoliopsida; Lamiales; Orobanchaceae.